Messenger RNA from Phragmites australis (common reed), 1239 nucleotides. RefSeq lists its product as uncharacterized. Gene Ontology annotation, molecular function: protein binding. The transcript has a single exon. The record is from RefSeq and is a predicted model, not a curated record. Bases 1 to 1239 code for a protein of 412 amino acids. Lineage: Eukaryota; Viridiplantae; Streptophyta; Magnoliopsida; Poales; Poaceae.
AUGGCUGCGCCGGCGAGCAAUGGAGAGCGGCCGUGGGCCGAUCUUCCCUUGGAGAUGGUAGAAGCCGUUGUCGAACACCUCGACCUCUUCAGCACGACCCGGCUUGCAGCCGUCUGCACGUCUUGGGCGACGGCCGUCGCCAUGAUCGCCUCGCUGCCGUUUGGUAUGCCGUGCCUGCUUAUGACAAGCGAAGAGGACGAUGCCUACGGAGUUCGCCGUGACGACUACGACGAGUGGACCUUCCAGCUGAUGGCCUUCACGCGCGAGAGAGUGGUCUCGUUCCCGGCACUCAUCUCGAACGAGUGGUGGCAGUGGUGGGUCGGCGCCAAGGACGAUUGGCUUGCCACCGUCGACGAACACGGCUACGCGCAGCUCUUGAACCCUUACACCUGCCAUCAAAUCGACCUGCCGGACAUCACCUCCUUCCCCGACUUCAAGAUCAGGGACAGGUUCUCUAGGAUCGUCGUAUGCGAGACGCCGUCCGACACUGGUGACGACGGCUACCUCGUCAUCGCGAAGGAUACUACAGGCCUUUUGGCGAUCGCGAGAGGUGGCGACGAGAACUGGACGCCAUUGAGGGAUCCCUGGGACCAUCUCUUCGGCUAUACCGAUGCCGUCGUGCACAAGGGCAAGGUGUUCGCCAUCGACACAUCUGGCUCUAUAUACGCCUGGGACAUACGCGACGGUGCGUGCCCCGAGCCGGAGAAUGUGAAGCCGCCCCACGUCGACCGCGACGAGUUUACACACCACUGGAGACUAGCCGAGUCGGCUGACGGUCGUCGCCUCCUCAUCGUCUGCAUCUACGGCAAGCUAGUCGAGUGCCGCCGGUUCUCAACUUACUACGACCACUUGGAGUACCUCACGUUUGCAGCCGAGGGCGUGCGCUUAUACGAGCGGGACAUGGACGGCGCCGCCGGUUCAGACAGUGACGAGGGGUGGAGCCCCGUCACCAGCCUCGGCGACCACUCGCUGUUCCUCGGCGCGAACUACCCGUUCUUUGCUCGCGUUGAUCAGGGCUCAUCAGAUUCAAGCUGGCACCGACUUCGGCCGAAUUGCAUCUACUUCACGGAUAACCAGUUGCAUCGGUGCAAAGAUUUAGACGAGGACGUGGAGGUGUUCGAUCUAGGCGCUGAGAAGUACCCGUACAGUUCAAUGAAGUUGUUCUGGUCUGACCGGUACUAUAGUUACCAGACACCUAUCUGGUUUAGACCUAUGCUCAAGAACUAUGAUUUAGAGUAA